UUAAAUAAUAAAUUAAAUUUUAAAAAACUUAAAUUAUUUAAAAUUCUAAAGAAAAUUAAAGAAGUUAACUAUAAGCUAGACUUACCUAAUAAUAUAAAAUUAAAAAUAACUAUUUUUUAUAUUUUAUUACUAGAAAAAGCACUAAUAAAUAAAAAAACAGGCAAGCUAAUUAUAAAUAAAAUUAUUAUUAAAGAUAUUAAAAAAAAAUAUAAAAUUAAAAAACUACUUUAUAUAUAA
This is a messenger RNA of Trichoderma asperellum CBS 433.97, 237 nucleotides long. The record is from RefSeq and is a predicted model, not a curated record. Lineage: Eukaryota; Fungi; Ascomycota; Sordariomycetes; Hypocreales; Hypocreaceae.